AUGUCUGCAAAGUUGAGAGAGUUGCCAGCACCUCUUCCACAAACCUCAGUGGAACCUGACGAGAUUCUGAUAGUGAAGAUGGAAGAGGAACAGCAGGCCUGUGAUCAGGACCCCAGCCUCCACUGGAGCAGCUGCUACAGCCCGGAGACCUUCCGCCAGCGGUUCAGGCAGUUUGGCUACCAGGAUUCACCUGGGCCCCGGGAGACUCUGAGCCGGCUCCGGGAGCUUUGUCGUUUCUGGCUGAGGCCGGAUGUGCACACCAAGGAGCAGAUCCUGGAGCUGCUGGUGCUGGAGCAAUUCCUGGCCAUUUUGCCCAGGGAGCUGCAGGUCUGGGUGCAGAAGCAUCAGCCAGAGAAUGGAGAGGAAGCAGUGACUGUGCUGGAGAUUGCAGAGAGAGAGCUUGAUGGGCCAUCAGAGCAGGUCUUAUUUUUUGGACCAAAAGAGGACAUGUUUGCAGAGAAGCUAGCACCUUGGCUAGUAACUCAGGAGUUACCAAGUAGCCGGCUCAAACCCAGCAAGAAGCGGCUCCCGUGGGCAUCGUGGGAGCUCCACUCCUUAAGACAAAAUGAUGGAGAUACCAAAGCUAGAAGUGUGGAAUCAGCUUCAAGGCAAAAGACUUCUUCAGGCAUAGAACUGCAUUACAAUGUUUCUAACACCCUUCGUAUGAAUGCUUCCCAGAGUUUCACAUAUAGAGGAAGCUGCAAACAAGAUGACAGACUUGAAAGAAGACAGGGAAACCCCUCUCGAAAAAAACAGCACAAAUGUAAUGAAUGUGGCAAAAACUUUAGUCAGAGCUCAGCCCUUAUUCUACAUCAGAGAAUCCACAGUGGGGAGAAACCUUAUGCGUGCGAUGAGUGUAAAAAGGCUUUUAGCCGAAGUGCAAUCCUUAUUCAGCAUAGAAGAACCCACACCGGGGAAAAACCCUACAAGUGCCACGAAUGUGGGAAAGCCUUUAGUCAGAGCUCAAAUCUUUUCAGACAUAAGAAAAGACACACUAGAGAAAAACUCCCAUCACAUAUAUGUGAUGAAUGUGGAAAACACUUCAGUCAGGGCUCAGCCCUUAUUCUUCAUCAAAGAAUUCACAGUGGGGAGAAGCCCUACGGAUGUGUUGAGUGCGGGAAAGCAUUCAGCAGAAGUUCCAUCCUUGUGCAACACCAGAGAGUCCAUACUGGAGAAAAACCUUAUAAAUGUCUUGAAUGCGGGAAAGCCUUUAGCCAGAAUUCUGGGCUCAUUAAUCAUCAGAGAAUCCAUACUGGGGAGAAACCUUAUGAAUGUGUUCAGUGUGGGAAAUCCUUCAAACAGCAUUCCUCUCUAACACAGCAUCAAAGAAUCCAUACUGGAGAAAAGCCCUACAAGUGUAACCAAUGUGGGAAGGCCUUUAGUUUGAGGUCAUAUCUUAUUAUUCAUCAGAGGAUUCAUAGUGGGGAGAAAGCAUAUGAAUGCAGUGAAUGUGGGAAAGCCUUCAAUCAGAGCUCAGCCCUUAUUAGACAUCGGAAGAUUCAUACUGGUGAGAAAGCUUGUAAAUGUAAUGAAUGUGGCAAAGCAUUCAGUCAAAGUUCAUAUCUGAUUAUACAUCAAAGAAUUCACACUGGUGAGAAACCGUAUGAAUGUAAUGAGUGUGGGAAAACCUUUAGUCAAAGCUCAAAGCUUAUUAGACAUCAGCGAAUACAUACAGGAGAGAGACCUUAUGAAUGUAACGAAUGUGGAAAAGCUUUCAGGCAGAGCUCAGAGCUGAUUACCCAUCAGAGGAUACACAGUGGAGAGAAACCCUAUGAAUGUAAUGAAUGUGGAAAAGCCUUCAGUUUGAGCUCAAACCUCAUCAGACAUCAGAGAAUUCACAGUGGAGAGGAACCUUAUCAGUGUAAUGAAUGUGGCAAAACCUUCAAAAGGAGCUCAGCCCUUACUCAGCAUCAGAGAAUUCACUCUGGGGAUGAAGCUUAUAUAUGUAGUGAGUGCGGGAAAGCUUUCAGGCACCGAUCAGUCCUUGUGCGACAUCAGAGAGUCCACACUGUAGAGUAACUUAUGAAUACGAUCACUAUUGUAAAUAUUUUGGUCAGAUUUCUUGUCUGUUAGUCGAAAGCGUUUACUUUGGAGCAAAGUUCCAUAAAGGUUGUAAACUACUAGGUCUUCACUCAGUCUAACUUGCGACGUGUAGCUCUUCCCAGUGCUAAUGAAAGUUGACCCUUAAAAGCUUUUUCUGUGACUAAUGAGAAUGACAGCUGGGAGAGCCAUUAGUUUCAGCUUUUUUAUUACCAUUAAGAAUACUCAGGAAAUAGGAAUGUAACAUUGAAACCUCACUUUCCAUCAGAAUAUCAUGAAAAAGAUUACAGUGACCCAGACUGCAUUGCUAUAUCUUAUUGUCAGUGUGCCAGGGCUGGGAUGAUGUGGACAGCAUGAGGGAUUUUUUGUCACUCUCAGGAUCUCAAAAAACAUUUUAAUAUCCCAAAUAAGUACAGUGACACGGCAACAACAAAGAUGGAGAAACAGGGUCUCAUCGAUUAUUUGUCUAGCCCAGGGAAGGCCAGAAACUAGGAGUGAGAAGAAAAAACACAAAUUAAUUCAGUGUCUGCCAGGCACUAGGGAUACAACGGAAAAUGAAACAUACUCUACAGUCUAAUGGAAAGGGCAGUCAGGCAAGCAAGGACACUACAGUGUGAUCAGUGCUGUGACUCAAAGGAGAAGCAUCUGUCCCAGGCUUGGAUCAGGGAACGCUUCUUGGAAAAACGUCUUGAGGAUGAGUAGGAGUUAGCCAUGGGGUAGGCCAGGGAAGACUUUUCCCAACAAACAGAAGGAACAAAGCCUAGGAAGAGAAAGUGGCACAUCUGCAAAGUAAAAAUAUAAGGCCACUUUGUAUGAAGUUCUUUUGCAGUGGGGUCAUGUUUAAGAGAGGGAUGGUGCCAGAAUCUUUUAAGUAGUGCCUGUAUCAUAAUAUGGGCCGAUAGAGAAGUUUCUGUUAAUACAGUAAAACCAAGAGCCCUUGGACCAUGAGGUGGUGAG
Messenger RNA from Trichechus manatus latirostris (Florida manatee), 2997 nucleotides. Its product is annotated as zinc finger protein 24. The transcript has 5 exons. Gene Ontology annotation, molecular function: DNA-binding transcription repressor activity, RNA polymerase II-specific; RNA polymerase II cis-regulatory region sequence-specific DNA binding. Lineage: Eukaryota; Metazoa; Chordata; Mammalia; Sirenia; Trichechidae. The record is from RefSeq and is a predicted model, not a curated record. Gene Ontology annotation, biological process: negative regulation of transcription by RNA polymerase II. Gene Ontology annotation, cellular component: nucleus. The coding region runs from base 1 to 2019 and encodes 672 amino acids.